CGUUUGAUUAAGUUUAGCCUUAGCCUCGCCCCUCCUCGAAUUUGCCUUCGUCCGCCUUGCUAUUUUGGGACUAUUGACGCUCCUGUUUCGAAAUAUUGCUCUCCUUUCUCAUAUUGAAAAAGGGUUGCCCCUAAGGGAGCUAACCAUCCGUGGCUUGAAUGCGAUUGUCUGCGCCUUGAAUUUUACAACCACAGGCUUCCCUUUUUAAAGUCUCUGGUGUUCAAACUUUCUUCAUCAUGCGGGUUGGAAUACGUCUCACAGUGAUAUGCGUCUCGUCUCUGCUUCUUUUCUCAUUAUGUCUCCUCAAGGCGCAUCUUGAAGACCUCUGUAAUCAAUAUCGCGCUGGCGCAUACUUGGUUAAUUGGUUAGAUCGCAAUGGCGCCGUUCCGAACCCGACAUACGCCGACUCCGCCAUGGGGGACAAGGUGAUAGUGAUGGCCAAGCUGGAAGAGGAGCAUACCGAAUGGGUAGAACAAGAACUGCCUGACUGGCAACGCGCAAUCUACAUUGUCAAUCCCUCCCGAGAAACACGAUCUGACGCCAGCGCCCUGAUAACACCAUUCAACAAAGGCCACGAAGCAAUGGCCUACCUAACCUACAUAAUCGACAACUACAACAACCUCCCCGCAACAAUUGCCUUCCUCCACGCACACCGCUCAGGAUUCCUAACGGCCUGGCACGUGGAUGCGCCACUCCACGACAACGUCAUCGCCAUGCGCAAUCUCCAACUCGACUUCGUCCAGCGAAACGGCUACGUCAACCUGCGCUGCAAUUGGAAUCCCGGCUGCAAGGGUGCCCACCGCUUCAACAAGCAUGUCACCGAUCAGAUCUGGUGGGAUGUUUUCGAAGGUACGAGCACACCUCCGUUGAACAUGUCCUCGCCCUGGGAAAUGGAAUACGGUGGCCAUGGAUACAUCCGAAAGCCUGAUGAGAUUGGCGCGGCAUGUUGUGCGCAAUUUGCCGUUUCGCGCGAUCAGGUGCAGAAGCGGCCGCUGAAUGACUAUGUCAAGAUCCGACAAUGGAUUCUUAAAACCAAAUUGAACGAUGCAUCUUCGGGUAGGGUGAUGGAGUUCUUGUGGCAUAUUAUCUUUGGUAUGGAGGGUGUAUAUUGCCCCGAUGAACAGCUAUGCCAAUGCGAGGUCUACGGGAGGUGUCAACCCCUUUCUUAAACCUGUGCAUUUAUCGC
Molecule: messenger RNA, 1186 nt
Organism: Penicillium canescens
Lineage: Eukaryota; Fungi; Ascomycota; Eurotiomycetes; Eurotiales; Aspergillaceae
Product: DUF3431 domain-containing protein
Exons: 3
Coding region: 237-1169 (310 amino acids)
Source: RefSeq, a predicted model, not a curated record